AUGUCGAGCAGUUAUAAGCAGAAGAAGCUGAAGACUCUGGCAACACGCAAAAAGACACGCAAACGCCGCAUAGUCGAAGGUCUUACACCUGAUGAUGACUCAGGUCGCUUGCUUCAACCGCCAAGCACUCGCGAUCCGCGGUGGAAGAAACCAUCGAUCGAGAACGAAAAUGUUGGCAAGGACGACUCGAUUGAAAUAGCUCAACAGGAAUUUGUCAGCAAUGAUGACAAGCCAGAGGGUGUGCAAUCAGAUGAGAUAUUUGAUAAUGAUGCACGUUUUGAGCUGUUAAAAACACCUCUGUGGCUAUGCAGUUCAUCGGAUAAUGCGGUGGCUAAAGCGGUCGCGAAGCACACAGAGAUUCGUUGUAUGGACAAAAGACAGAAGGCAAAAGUGCUUAUCUUGGUGGAUACACGAUCAAUGUUUAAGCUUGUGAAAAAGAAGAUGAAUAUUCAUACAUCAAUGAUCAAGAUGAAGAGCAAGCGUGGUGUAGGCUCAGGAAAAAAGCCUGAAAUGGGUUACAAAACCACUGGACUGGUCAAGACGCCAUUGGACUGCUUUAAAAGUGUGAAUAAAACCGUACUUGAGGAAUACAAGAGUGGAAAAGUGUCAUCUAUUCUUGCUGAGGACUUGACUUUCUAUCCGUAUACGGAGUUCAAGGUGCAACAUGUGAUUUUCGUGGCCAAGCAAGCAAGUUCAGCUAUCAACUUGGAUCGCAAUUUGUUACGAGAUAUUCAGCUGCACUUGUUUGUCGUUGGUGAUACAAAGGGAGGAAUAUCUGAGGAUGACCUCAAGGCGCUUCAGGCUGCAUACGAUGUCACUGUAGAUGAUAGCUAG
Plasmopara halstedii is the source of this 834-nucleotide messenger RNA. RefSeq lists its product as uncharacterized. NCBI's taxonomy places the organism in Eukaryota, Oomycota, Peronosporomycetes, Peronosporales, Peronosporaceae. The record is from RefSeq and is a predicted model, not a curated record. The transcript has 2 exons. The coding region runs from base 1 to 834 and encodes 277 amino acids.